Purpureocillium lilacinum is the source of this 336-nucleotide messenger RNA. RefSeq lists its product as uncharacterized. NCBI's taxonomy places the organism in Eukaryota, Fungi, Ascomycota, Sordariomycetes, Hypocreales, Ophiocordycipitaceae. The record is from RefSeq and is a predicted model, not a curated record.
AUGCCUCACCAUGAGUCCGAGUCUCCUGUGCUGAGCCACCAGCCCUUGAGCACCAUGGGCGGCUCCAAUGCGCCUCCGAAGCCGCCGCAGGACGCGGAGGUUGCCGAGGCGCUCGACAUUGCCCGCGAGAAUCCGGACGGCGCCUCUGACCCGAUGGUCAGAAAGAUCCUGGAGUACGCGUUGUCACAGAUCUGGUGCAAGGUCAAAGCCUGGCCAGACUGCUACGUCAUGGCCCGAGAUGAGUUCGCAGUCUUCAACUACUUCCAGCACCGGUUCAUCGGCGACAAGGACGCCGUAGCCGCUAGGAAACGUUACUGGGACAACCUCCUGGCUUAG